AUUAAAUCUGAAGUUCGAUUCCUUUAUACAUCUCACUUGCCAAAAGAGAAAAUACUUUCCACCAUUUCUUUGUAACCCCGAUUCCUCGAUCGCUUUUUUCGCCUCUUUUGCACCAUAACUUCUCUAAAUCGUCUCCGAAUUUAACUCCAACGAUGCCGAUGUUAUAGUUCGGCGGACUUUUUUCAACUUUGGAUUUAUGUGUUAACAUUAGUAAAAAUGUUCAAAUGUAGUUCAAAGCCUCAUUUCAUGAGGUUGGAUGAUCUAGAUUCAAGAUCAUCAUCAUCACCCGCUUCCUCACUUGCCAUAAACAAACAUGGAUUCAAAGGACUUAAAUCAAUAGGCCAAUCACUUAAACUCGGUGUAACUCGUGCUAUAUUUGCUGAAGAUCUUAAAGUCUCAGAGAAAAAGAUCUUUGACCCUCAAGAUAAAUUCCUUCUAACAUGGAACAAAUUCUUUGUUGUUUCUUGUAUUUUAGCCGUAUCAUUGGACCCACUUUUUUUCUAUCUUCCGGUUUUUGAUCAGUCUAAAACUUGCCUUGGUAUAGACCAAAAUUUAGCUAUUAUAGCUACAACGAUUCGAACCUUUGUUGAUUCUUUUUAUCUUAUUCACAUGGCUCUUCAAUUUAGAACUGCUUUCAUUGCUCCUUCAUCUCGAGUUUUUGGAAGGGGUGAACUUGUGAUAGAUCCUACACAAAUAGCUAAAAGAUACUUGAAGUGGUAUUUUAUUAUUGAUUUUCUUGCUAUCUUGCCCCUACCACAGAUUAUUAUUUGGAAAUAUCUACAUGGGUCUAAAGGUGCAGAUGUACUCUCUACAAAACAAUCACUAUUUUUUAUUGUGUUACUUCAAUAUAUCCCAAGAUUUGCACGAAUUGUACCUUUGACUUCUGAAUUAAAAAGGACUGCUGGUGUCAUUGCUGAAACUACAUGGGCUGGUGCUGCUUAUUAUUUGUUGUUGUACAUGCUCGCUAGUCACAUAGUUGGGGCCUUUUGGUACAUAUUGUCAGUAGAGCGAAAUGAUACAUGUUGGCAAAUGGCUUGUGAACGAAGUGGUCAUGAUGUAAAUUUGUUGUAUUGUGGAAACAACCACGUGCCAGGGUACAACAACUGGAGCAGUAUCAGUAACUCAGUAUUAACCGAAGCUUGCACGCCAGAUGGCGAUAAUCCGCCGUUUGAUUUUGGGAUUUUCGGGCAGGCUUUGUCUUCGGGCAUCGUUUCGUCAAAUAAGUUUGUAUCAAAGUACUUGUACUGCUUGUGGUGGGGCCUGCAAAAUUUGAGUACUCUCGGCCAAGGGCUUCAAACGAGCACGUAUCCCGGAGAGUCUAUAUUUUCGAUUACACUAGCAAUUUCAGGGCUCAUUCUCUUUGCCCUCUUGAUAGGCAACAUGCAGACAUACCUUCAAUCUCUUACUAUUCGUCUUGAAGAAAUGAGAGUUAAGAGACGUGACUCGGAGCAGUGGAUGCAUCACCGGUUACUUCCGCAAGAUCUUCGUGAGCGUGUAAGACGUUACGAUCAGUACAAGUGGUUAGAAACUCGUGGAGUGGAUGAAGAAAAUUUGGUUCUGAGUUUACCCAAGGAUUUGAGACGCGACAUAAAGCGUCAUCUUUGUCUCUCUUUGGUCAAAAGGGUUCCUUUGUUUGAGGACAUGGACGAGAGAUUGUUGGAUGCGAUUUGUGAACGAUUAAAACCAUGUUUAUGCACCGAUAACACUUACAUUGUAAGAGAAGGUGACCCUGUUGAUGAAAUGUUGUUCAUAAUCCGAGGUCGCCUCGAGAGUGUAACAACUGAUGGAGGGAGAACUGGAUUUUUCAACCGGAGUUUAUUGAAAGAAGGAGACUUUUGUGGGGAGGAGCUUUUGACAUGGGCACUCGAUCCGAAAUCUGGUUCAAACCUUCCUUCUUCAACUAGAACUGUAAUGGCCUUGAGGGAGGUGGAGGCGUUUGCGUUAAAGGCUGAUGAGUUGAAAUUUGUUGCUGGCCAGUUUAGGCGGCUACACAGUAGACAGGUGCAGCAUACUUUCAGAUUUUAUUCACAGCAGUGGCGGACUUGGGCGGCGUGUUUUAUUCAGGCGGCUUGGCGGCGGUAUUGCAGGCGGAAGAUGCUCCGGCGGAAGGAGGAAGAAGAGGUGGAAUUGGAUGGUGGUGGUGAUGGUGAUGGAGGUUCUCGCAGCCUUGGUGUUACGUUCUUGGUGUCGAAGUUUGCAACGAAUGCUGUUCGUGGGGUUCACCGGAAUCGGAAUCGGGAUGGGGACAGGGAGCGGAAUCUGAAUAUGAGGAGGGAAUUGGUCAAUUUACCGAAACCCCCUGAACCUGAUUUUAGUGCUGAUGCUGAUUAGUUUUUUGGGUGUUAAUAUAUUAUAUAUAUAUACUUGUUUACAUGUGCAAUUGUACGUGGGUUAU
Molecule: messenger RNA, 2395 nt
Organism: Lactuca virosa
Lineage: Eukaryota; Viridiplantae; Streptophyta; Magnoliopsida; Asterales; Asteraceae
Source: the annotation of a GenBank genome assembly